This is a messenger RNA of Lactuca virosa, 2175 nucleotides long. The record is from the annotation of a GenBank genome assembly. NCBI's taxonomy places the organism in Eukaryota, Viridiplantae, Streptophyta, Magnoliopsida, Asterales, Asteraceae.
AUGAGGUCAUUACGCAGCAUCGUCGAAACUUCUGUGUAUGCUUUGUCGACGACGACCCUGGCGGCAAACCAUUGUGAAGUAGUCAAGUUAGGAACUAUCAGGGAUACUUACACUGCCAAUAUUCUAUUAGGAGGUUAUUUAAAAAUCAGAGAACUGCGAAUUGCCUGCAAACUGUUCGACGAAAUUCCUCAAAAAGACACUGUUUCUUGGAAUUCAUUAAUAGCUGGUUACGUGAACUAUGGAGAUCUUGAGAGUGCCUGGGAGGUUCUAAUACGUAUGAAACGUUGUGGGUUUUGCUUUGAUGGUUACACAUUUGGUAGUAUACUCAAGGGUAUUGCUUCUAAUGAUUGUCUCUUUGCUGGGCAACAAGUGCAUGCGAAUAUCAUUAAGACAGGGUAUGAUGAAAAUGUGUACUCAGGAAGUGCUCUUUUGGACAUGUAUGCAAAAUGUGGUGGAGUGGUGGAUGCACAUAAGUGUUUCAAUUGCAUCCCUAACCCGAAUUCAGUGUCAUGGAAUGCUCUGAUUUCCGGGUAUGUUGAAACUGGUGACCAUGUGAAUUCUUUUCAGCUAUUCAAAUCGAUGCAUAGGGAAGGUGUGAGGCUUGAUGAUGGCACCUUUUCCCCAAUUCUAACAUUGUUUAAUAAACCUGAGUUCCAUGAGCUAACAAUGCAGGUCCACUGUGCGAUCAUAAAACAUGGUAUGGAAUCUGAUAGCUCUGUACUUAAUGCUACAAUCAGUGCUUACUCCAAGUGUGGGUCAAUCAAAGAAGCCAAGGUGGUAUUUGAUGGUGGAGUUGACUUUCGUGACAUUGUCUCUUGGAAUGCCAUGCUGGCAGCUUGCUUGGAACAUGAUGAACGAGUCCUUGCAUUUAAUCUUUUCUCCAAGAUGCAAAUAUUGGGAUUUGAACCCGACAUUUAUACAUACACUAGCAUGAUAAGUUCUUGCUUCGAAGAAGAAAUCCGGAAUCAAGGACAAUCUUUACAUGCAUUGGUAAUCAAAAGGGGAGUCGAACAUCUGACACCAAUUUCAAAUUCAUUGAUGGCUAUGUUUAGUGGACCUCCUGGCAACUAUAUGGCAUAUGCAAUAAGAAUAUUCGAGCACAUGGAGUUCAAAGACCGAGUUUCUUGGAAUUCAAUGUUAACAGGACUUUCACAACAUGGGUUUAGUGAGAAUUCCUUGAAACUUUUUCAGAUAAUGCAAUCUGGAAACCUAGAGAUGGAUUAUUAUGCAUUUUCUGCAGUCCUUAGAUCUUGUGCAGAUCUGGCAACCUUACAAUUGGGUCAACAAACCCAUGGUCUGACCAUAAGAUCAGGUUUUGAGUCUAAUGAAUUUGUAACUAGCUCUUUGGUAGUCAUGUACUCUAAGUGUGGGAUCAUUGAGGAUGCUAGAAGAUCCUUUGAAACUUCCCAUAAACAAAACUCAGUUACAUGGAACUCGAUGAUGUUUGCAUAUGCCCAAGAUGGUCAAGGUCAUGUUGCACUGGAUCUUUUCUCUCAAAUGAGGGAAAGAAAAGUGAAAGUGGAUCAUAUAACUUUUGUUGCAGUUCUAACUGCAUGUAGCCACAUUGGUUUAGUUGAAGAAGGAUAUGAGUUUUUAAAAAAUAUGGAAUCUGAUUAUGGGAUUUCACCUCGAAUGGAACAUUAUGCUUGUGUGGUUGAUCUACUGGGACGUGCUGCACGUCUCAAAGAGGCAAAAGAGGUGGUUGGGUCAAUGCCAUUUCAACCUAAUGCAAUGGUAUGGAAGACUUUAUUGGGGGCUUGUAGAUUGUGUGGUGAUGUUGAAUUAGCUAUGGAAGUGGGAAACUUUUUAUUGAAAUCAGAACCUUAUGAACAUUGCACUUAUGUUCUUCUAUGUGACUUGUAUGGACAUCUUAGGCGAUGGGAUGAAGUUGCUGUUUUAAAGAGAAUUAUGAAAGAGAAAGGGGUGAAGAAGGUACCAGGUUGGAGUUGGAUAGAAGUUCAGAAUCAGUUGCAUGCCUUUAAUGCUGAUGAUCAUUCACACACUCGAAACCAGGAGAUAUACCAAAUGUUGACAAAAUUAACCAAUAAUAUUGCAAGUUUGAAGAUUUUUUAUGAUCCGGAUACUUUGAUGCAUGAUUGUGAUUAUGUUAUUAUGAAUAGAAGACCUACCAUGCUUCAAGAUUCAGAAGCUUCAUUUUCUAUGGAAUGCUAUUAA